Molecule: messenger RNA, 1810 nt
Organism: Durio zibethinus
Lineage: Eukaryota; Viridiplantae; Streptophyta; Magnoliopsida; Malvales; Malvaceae
Product: TCP family transcription factor
Cellular component (GO): nucleus
Molecular function (GO): sequence-specific DNA binding; DNA-binding transcription factor activity
Source: RefSeq, a predicted model, not a curated record
AAAAAUGAAUGAACAAGACCGCAUCCAAUAAUCAAGAUUCCUUGUUUAAUGAAGAAAAACUUAGAAAUAUUAUUCAAAUUCAAUUUCCAAAAUAAAUCAGAGCCCAACAAAAUCACACCUCAAUUAUUGGAAAUUUGUAACUGAAGCUAAAUUUUUGGCAAGAGACCUAUCAAUCCAAAUCAUUGUACCCAAAGUGCGAUCCACCGAAACAAAACAUCUGAUAAAUGGGACCCACCAUCCAGACCCAAACUAAGGAAGGGGCCGACCUUACCUCUAUUAUUGGACCCCACAUCACAAACCUCGAUGAAGCCCUAGCUCGACACGUCAACUAAACUUUCACGUCGAGACAAAUCCCACCCCACCCCUUUUCCCCUCACCUUUAAAUAGAGGCUUUCCUUUCCUUGAUGUGGGGUCACCAGAAUCCCACACCGCCUAAAUUCGCCUAAAUACCGUCUUCUUUAAACCCUAAGCCUCCCUUCCAUGGGCUCUGAAAUGGCGCUACACAAAUCCCCCAACACCGCCAACCACGACCACCACAACUCGAACAUUAACUCGGUGGUCACUAACGAGUCUUCUCCCAGGAGCCAACUCGCUCUUCCUACUCGGAAACCCGUUUCUUCGCUUUCUAAAGACCGUCACACCAAAGUGAAUGGCCGUGGUCGUCGUGUUCGGAUGCCGGCACUUUGCGCGGCCCGGAUCUUCCAGCUGACUAGAGAACUUGGCCACCGUUCCGACGGCGAGACCAUUGAGUGGCUGCUCCGUCAAGCUGAGCCCUCUAUCAUUGCUGCUACCGGGUCCGGCAUCGUCCCUGCAGCCCACGAAAUCUCAUGUGCCUCCGGACCCACAACGGCUUCCGCUUCUUCGCCUUCGGUGUCAUGUCAAGUGCAACCAGUAGGGGUUGGUAGCGGCGGCGUAGUGGCGGGGAUGUAUACCAUGACGGUGCCACCGCCGAGUUGCCGAUUGGACUUGUGCCAACCAAUGGGGUUUCAGUAUUCAGCUGUAGGAAGAAAUAGGUAUCAACACAUGCCGUUUACAGCGUUGCUGUUGCAGCCGGCGGCGGAGGAGGAGGUGGAGGAGGAGCAGGUGGAAGAAGAGAAAGAAGAGAUCAGGCAUCAUGAAUAGAGAUGGGAAAAGAAAAGAUGAGCCAUCAGCCAUAUAUAUAAUCCUUAUUGUUGGGUAGUAUUUUCAUUUUAGUUUAGAUUUUAGAGUUUCUGGUGAUGAGUGUUUGAACUUAUUAGCUAGAAUUCCGCUCUUUUUUAUUUUUUCUUCUUUCCUCCUUGUAAAUUUUCUAGAAUGGAAAUGAAAUAUUUCGAGUUUUUUAUGGUUUUUUUUUAUUUGUUUUGAGAGUGCCUUUGAAGUGACAGGAAAGAAAUGGAGGAAAUGUAAGAUUUGCAGGAGCAUAGAAAUGACAGUCAAUUUAGGGGUUGACGAAUUUUUGGGUUUUUAAAAGAAAGUUGGUCUUCUUCAAAAGAUUGACCCACCUGGCUAAGCACUCAACCUUCCGUAAAGAAGGACAGAGGACUAAAACUGUUCUCAGCCUGGUCUUGUCAAUGGUUGAUCAGUCACAUUUGACCAAUUCAAACAGAGAACACUUUCUUUUUUUUUUUCAAUUUCUGGAAAGUUAAAAUUGAGAAUAAACUUAACAGCUAGUAAAUUUCUCAAAUACUGAGAUUCAUUAUGUUUGAAUCAAUAAAGAAUAAGUACGAAUAACAGAUAUAUUCCUGCUUGAUUUCUUUCGUGUAUGCAAAAAAUGGAGCUCUGAAUGCCUGUAACAUUCAAGGGAAGGUACCCCCCCCCCCAAAAAAAAAAA